Molecule: messenger RNA, 2308 nt
Organism: Acanthisitta chloris (rifleman)
Lineage: Eukaryota; Metazoa; Chordata; Aves; Passeriformes; Acanthisittidae
Gene: GTPBP2
Product: GTP binding protein 2
Exons: 12
Coding region: 76-1641 (521 amino acids)
Biological process (GO): translational elongation
Molecular function (GO): translation elongation factor activity; GTPase activity; GTP binding
Source: RefSeq, a predicted model, not a curated record
GAAGAUGGAAACAUCGAGUACAAGCUGAAGCUGGUGAACCCCUCGCAAUAUCGCUUUGAGCACCUGGUGACGCAGAUGAAGUGGCGCCUGCAGGAGGGCCGAGGUGAGGCCGUCUAUCAGAUCGGCGUGGAGGACAACGGGCUGCUGGUGGGGCUGUCAGAGGAGGAGAUGCGUGCCUCGCUCAAGACACUGCGCCGUAUGGCAGAGAAGGUUGGGGCUGACAUUACGGUGCUGCGGGAGAGAGAGGUCGAUUACGACAGCGACGUUCCAAGGAAGAUAACGGAGGUGCUUGUCCGAAAGGUGCCUGACAACCAGCAGUUCUUAGACCUUCGAGUAGCUGUGCUGGGGAAUGUGGACUCAGGGAAGUCAACACUGUUGGGUGUCCUAACGCAAGGAGAGCUGGACAACGGGCGGGGCAGAGCACGCCUCAACCUCUUCCGGCAUCUCCAUGAAAUCCAGUCAGGAAGAACGUCAAGCAUCAGCUUUGAGAUCCUUGGCUUCAACAGCAAAGGAGAGGUGGUAAAUUACAGUGACUCCCGGACAGCAGAAGAGAUCUGCGAGAGUUCUUCCAAAAUGAUCACUUUCAUUGACCUGGCUGGCCACCACAAGUAUCUGAAAACAACCAUCUUUGGCCUCACCAGCUACUGCCCAGACUUUGCCAUGCUGGUGGUUAGCGCCAACACUGGCAUUGCAGGCACAACGCGAGAGCACUUGGGCUUGGCUAUGGCCCUCAAGGUUCCCUUCUUCAUUGUCAUCAGCAAAGUCGACUUGUGUUCGAAAGCCACCGUGGAACGGACAGUGAAGCAGCUGGAGCGAAUCCUGAAGCAGCCAGGCUGCAACAAGCUCCCCCUGCUUGUAAACUCAGAUGACGAUGCUGUUACAGCAGCCCAACAGUUUGCACAAUCUCCCAACAUCACUCCAAUCUUCACACUGUCCAGUGUUUCUGGGGAGAACCUGGAUCUCUUAAAAGUCUUCCUCAACAUCCUCCCUCCACUGACCAACAGUAAAGAGCAGGAAGAACUAAUGCAGCAACUUACCGAAUUUCAGGUCGAUGAAAUUUAUACUGUGCCAGAGGUGGGGACUGUUGUGGGAGGAACUCUGUCAAGUGGGAUCUGCCGAGAAGGGGAGAACUUGGUGGUUGGUCCCACUGAUGAUGGGAAGUUCCUCCGGCUGAAAGUGUGCAGUAUCCAACGCAACCGCUCUGCCUGCCGCGUGCUGCGGGCAGGGCAGGCAGCCACCCUGGCCCUCGGACCCUUCGAUCGCUCCCUGCUGCGCAAGGGCAUGGUCAUGGUGAGCCCAGAAAUGAACCCCACCAUCUGCUCAGUGUUUGAAGCCGAGAUUGUGCUGUUGUUCCAUGCCACAACUUUCCGGAAGGGGUUUCAGGUGACGGUGCACGUGGGGAAUGUGCGACAGACAGCUAUCGUAGAGAAGAUCCAUGGAAAGGACAAGCUACGAACAGGAGAGAAGGCAGUUGUCUGUUUCAGGUUCAUCAAGCAUCCUGAAUACUUGAAGAUCGGAGCCAAACUGCUUUUCCGUGAAGGAGUCACCAAAGGUAUUGGGCAUGUCACUGACCUCCAAGCCAUCAUCACCAAAGAAAACGGCCUGGAGGAAUCCCUGGGGCCUGGACAGCUGAGCUUCUGACUACCAGUAGGGUGGAUGUCCCUUCUCUGCACUGUGAGAUGGAGCCUGAGAGAGUUUCUCACAUUCAGUGCUGUAUGUGGGGCAAGUUCAGCAUGUUCUCCACAUCGCCUGCAGCUUUCAUUACCCUGCCCUCCUUCAGAAUAGAUCAGUCACCUGCAGACCUGGGCAGGCAAGUUCUGGCUUUGUUUACUGUUUGAAAAUUACUGGUUGGGAGGAGCAGAGCUCUUGAAGAUGAGCAGUGAAGGGAUGUUUUUCCAUCUCGGACACAAGAUCUGGCCUCAUUUCUGCUCUCUGAGCACUGGGUUGGUAACAGACCUCUCUCAAGUCAUCCUGCAGCACAUCCUUCUAGGCAGGGGAUGGAAUAGGCCCUGGCUACCCACAGCAGGGGCUUGGUUGAACCUGUCAGAAUGCAUCCAGGACACUUUUUAACUGUUUGAAUCUUGGUUGGCUUUAAUCUGCUGUGUGUCCAUUUGUGUGUUGGUUUUGCAUUACUCCAGUCUGAGUGUCUUACUGUUGGACAAAUGUCCUGUUCCCCACUCACAUGUAUGAAUUUCUUCAGCAUCCCACUUUCUGACUCCCAGGAAGCUGUGGCUGCUUCCAGUGGCACAGCCUCCUGACGCAAUGCCACGAAGACAGAGUUUGUACUUGCAUCUGUUCCUUGCAGCAG